AUGCCAGCAUAUGCGUCUGGAACAAUUGUGACUGACGAAGAGAAAGAGAACAAUAGCCAGAUGACCAGUGCGCCCAUGAGGAAUACGUCAAAUGCACCACUAUCACCACCUCCCGACGGCGGAUUUCACGCCUGGGCUCAGGUCGUUGCGGGACACUUGGUGGUAGCCCUGACUUGGGGCUACGCCUCCAGUUUCGGGGUAUUCCAAAAUCAUUAUGAAUCUACGCUACCACGAAUACCCUCCGAUAUUUCGUGGAUUGGUGGAUUUCAAGUCUUCUGUCUUUUGUUCAUCUCGACUCUCUCUGGCCGCGCGACAGAUGCUGGAUUGGCAAGACCAGUGGUAGCCCUAGGCGGGCUGCUGUUGGUUAUCGGGACCUUUAUGACAAGUCUGGCCGUGGAAUACUGGCAGAUCUUCCUGGCCCAGGGACUUUGCAUUGGCAUCGGUCAGGGUCUCUGUGGCUGCCUACUGUGA
Penicillium expansum is the source of this 471-nucleotide messenger RNA. RefSeq names its product Major facilitator superfamily domain, general substrate transporter. Gene Ontology annotation, cellular component: fungal-type vacuole membrane. The record is from RefSeq and is a predicted model, not a curated record. Lineage: Eukaryota; Fungi; Ascomycota; Eurotiomycetes; Eurotiales; Aspergillaceae. Bases 1 to 471 code for a protein of 156 amino acids. The transcript has a single exon.